GAUAUUGUACUCAACUAGCCUCAACUUCUUCUUUGGAAAGCCGCAUGUGACAACAACUGUGGCUGUUGCACGAGCGUUGCCAACCCUGAUGGAAUGCUCUUGCGUCAGCUCUGACAAAUAUUUCUCAGCAGCACGGAGCUUCGGUGAUUGUGCAGCCUUUUGUGCUGCCCAGAAGUUUCCUCGGUUCCACUACGAAACUACUGCUGACGCUACAGGCACCUGUGCUUGUUGCACCUUCGGCGGUAUACCCGGUACGGAAGCAUCCACUGGCAGUGUGUAUACUUACGCUGACAAUGCUACUGUAGUAGUGGAAACUUCACAUGGUAUGGCACCAUGCUUCCUUCCACUCCUUUCUCUAAUGUCUUUGUCACUUCUGUGA
Cladocopium goreaui is the source of this 379-nucleotide messenger RNA. NCBI's taxonomy places the organism in Eukaryota, Dinophyceae, Suessiales, Symbiodiniaceae. The record is from the annotation of a GenBank genome assembly.